CCACUGCCCCGAAAUCCGACGCAGAUGAGAUGACACGCCCGCCGCUGCGCGUAUAAAAUCCAUUCUCCUAUAACAAACCGACCCAAUCGCAUUCGCCAGCCCCCGAAUCGCGAUCCCCUCCGCACCUCGGCCCCGCCAUGGAGGUGUUCUACUACCUCGUCUUCGGCGGCCUCGCCGCCGUCGUGGCGGCGCUGGAGCUCGGCAAGUCCGGCAAGGACCGCGUCGCCACCCCGACGGCCUUCAACUCCUUCAAGAACAACUACGUCCUCGUCUACUCCCUCAUGAUGUCUGGGGACUGGCUGCAGGGGCCCUACGUGUACUACCUCUACAGCCAGUACGGGUUCGACAAGGGCGACAUCGGCCGCCUCUUCAUCGCCGGCUUCGGCUCCUCCAUGCUCUUCGGCACCAUCGUCGGGUCGCUCGCCGACAAGCAGGGAAGGAAGAGGGCGUGCAUCACCUACUGCAUCACCUACAUCCUCAGCUGCAUCACGAAGCACUCCCCGCAGUACAGGAUUCUGAUGAUUGGCCGCGUGCUUGGAGGCAUUGCAACAUCGCUGCUCUUCUCGGCGUUCGAGUCGUGGCUCGUCGCGGAGCACAACAAGAGAGGUUUUGAUCCGCAGUGGCUGUCAAUAACAUUCUCCAAGGCUAUAUUUCUUGGGAAUGGCCUAGUUGCCAUUGUCGCAGGGCUAUUUGCAAAUCUACUGGCUGAUAACUUGGGUUUUGGCCCUGUCGCUCCAUUUGAUGCUGCCGCUUGCUUCCUAGCAAUAGGCAUGGCAAUCAUCUUAUCGUCGUGGGGUGAGAACUAUGGAGAUGCAUCUGAAGGAAAGGACUUGAUGGCCCAGUUUAAGGUUGCAGCUAAAGCCAUUGCUUCUGAUGAAAAGAUUGCAUUGCUUGGAGCCAUACAGUCACUGUUUGAGGGUUCAAUGUACACUUUUGUUUUCUUGUGGACUCCUGCUUUGAGCCCAAAUGAUGAAGACAUUCCUCAUGGCUUCAUAUUUGCCACAUUCAUGCUCUCCUCGAUGUUGGGUAGCUCAAUUGCAUCUCGUCUAUUAGCUCGGAAGAUGAAGGUCGAAGGUUAUAUGCAGAUCGUGUUCUCGAUAUCAGCUUUCACUCUUUUCCUCCCUGUUGUCACCAAUUUCAUAGUACCUCCCUCAGAGAAAGGUGGAAGCAUCUCAUUUGGAGGCAGUGUACAACUUCUUGGUUUCUGCAUAUUCGAGUCAUGUGUUGGCAUAUUCUGGCCGUCAAUCAUGAAGAUGAGAUCUCAAUAUAUCCCUGAGGAGGCGAGAAGCACUAUCAUGAACUUCUUCCGCAUACCACUUAACCUGUUUGUAUGUGUGGUGCUUUACAAUGUGAAUGCCUUCCCAAUCGCUGUCAUGUUUGGUAUGUGCUCCAUUUUCCUAUUCAUCGCAGCAAUUUUGCAGAGGCGGCUGAUGUUCGUGUCCGACCUUCACAGAUCAACUAAAGCCGCAGAGAUGACAGCAGAAGAUGAGCCACUAAACCCUUGAAACACACCAGCAGCCAUUGACGUGAACCGGGCAUGGAACAGUCUCCAACUUCAUCUGCUUCUCUGCAGGGCUGCUGAAUAAGAUGGGAAACCAGAAGGCUGCAACAAAACCUCGUUUAGUUUGCUUUGUUAGGUGCUCUCACGGUAUUCAGUUUUGUCGGGAGAGAGGACACGGCUCGGCAUGUAUUGAGAUAUAUACACUGCACAGUAGAGCUUUGGCAUAGUACCGGAUCUGUAAUUUCCCUCCUAUUCUUACGUUUGCUAAUAGGAUGAUCGUAUUUGUAUUUAAAUCCAACCAGUCCCUUGAUGAAAGCUAUAGCUUGUGCCCCUGUA
Molecule: messenger RNA, 1837 nt
Organism: Triticum urartu
Lineage: Eukaryota; Viridiplantae; Streptophyta; Magnoliopsida; Poales; Poaceae
Biological process (GO): molybdate ion transport
Cellular component (GO): membrane
Molecular function (GO): molybdate ion transmembrane transporter activity
Source: RefSeq, a predicted model, not a curated record